AUGUUUACUACAAUGACUUCAAGUGACUUUGCUUCCUUGAUCAAGGGUCGCAAGCUUGAUCCAGGACUACUGAAGAGGUUGAAUGUUGCAAUGUUAGCUAUUAACCAACUUAUUGAAGUUGCAGAUGAGAAACAACUCAUAGACGAUGCUAUUAGAAGCUGGGUUGCUGAGCUUAAAGAUGCUGCCUAUGAUGCUGAUGACUUUAUUGAUGAGCUUGGUUAUGAAGCCAUUCGAGCUGAGGCUGAAGCUGCAUCACAAACUGCCACAGGGAAGAUGUUGAGCUUUUUCUCCUAUCGUAAUCCUUUCAAGGAUGGAAUUAAUGGAAAGCUGAAGAAGCUUCUUGAGAGGCUUGAUGGCCUGAUAAAGUUAAAGAACACGCAUGGGUUGGAUGUGGAUACCGGGAACAAAGUAUUGACUACAAAACCUCCUACCACUUCUCUUGUCCUUGAAUCUUGUAUUUAUGGGAGGGAGGCUGAUAAGGAAACUAUUAUGAAUUUACUGCUCUCCAAUGAUCGAAGUAGUGAUGAUUUGGGCGUCAUUACAAUUGUUGGAACAGGUGGUGUGGGUAAAACCACGCUUGCUAAGUUGAUGUACAAUGAUAGUAAGGUUCAAGAGCAUUUCCAAGUAAGUGCUUGGAUUUGUGUCUCGGAAGAAUUCGAUGUCAACAAAAUAACAAAAGACAUACUUGAAGAGCUUAGCGGAAAGGCUUCUGAUAAUCGUACUUUACAUCAGCUACAAAUUGAGUUAAGAGGUCGAUUGACACAAAAGAAGUUCUUGCUCAUUCUAGAUGAUGUUUGGAAUGAGAGUGAUCGUGAAUGGGAUUUGCUACAAACACCUCUCAAGUAUGGUGCAAAGGGAAGUAAGAUUAUUGCUACGACACGACAUUUAAAUGUAGCGUCAGUCAUGUCAACCACUGACACAUAUCAUCUAAACCCAUUAACAAGUGAUGAUUGUUGGAUGAUAUUCUCAAGCUGUGCAUCUCUCGAUGGAAAUUUAAGUGCACGUCCAGAGUUGGAAACUGUCGGUAGACAAUUAGUUGAGAAAUGCCAGGGUCUACCUUUGGCUGCAAGAACCUUAGGAGCUCUCCUACACACCGAACAAGAUGUAGAGAAAUGGGAGAAGAUAUUGAAGAGUAACCUAUGGGAUCUACAUGAUGAGAUUCUUCCAGCUCUUAUAUUGAGCUAUCAAUAUCUUCCAUCGUACUUGAAACAAUGUUUUGCUUAUUGUGCAAUUUUCCCGAAGGAUUAUAGAUUUCAAAAGGAAGAACUAGUUCUCUUAUGGAUGUCUGAAGGUUUCAUAAGUUCACCCGAGGUCGAGAAAGAGUUUGAGGAAAUAGCUUCGGAGUACUUCGAUCAACUUGUAUCAAGGUCAUUCUUUCAACAAUCAAGUGGGAUGGCUACUUGUUUUACUAUGCAUGGCCUAAUUCAUGAUUUAUCUGAAUAUGUAUCUGGCGAAUUUUGCUUCCAACUUGAUGGCAAUGAUUUAUCAAAGAUCACUACAAGGACUCGUCACUUAAGGUACGCAAGAACAACUAAAGAUGCUUCUAGAAAAAUUGAGGACAUCUACAGAGCUCGAGUUUUACGCACCUUCUUUUCAUCAAAGGCAAUAUGGUGGAAUGUUGAUUAUAAAUCCAUUGACAAUGAUGUAAUUAAUGGUCUCUUGAGUACACUAAGCAACUUACGCGUACUAUCUUUUUACGGAUACAAAGUAGUUGAGUUGCCUAAUUCAAUUGGUAACUUGAAGCACUUACGUUAUCUAAAUCUCUCCCUGACUUGUAUAAAGGAGUUGCCUGCAAUGAUUUGCACCCUUUAUAAUCUGCAGAUUUUGAUUAUGCAAUCUUGCAAAGAACUUGAAGUAUUGCCCGACUCAAUCGGUAAGUUGAAGCAGUUGCAACAUUUAGAUCUCUGUCAAACAGCAAUUGGAAUGUUGCCAGACUCCGUGGUGUUGUUGACCAACUUGUAUCAUCUUGACCUUACAGAGACAAAACUACAAGAGAUGCCAUUGCAAAUUGGAAAACUGACAAAACUUCAAUGUUUAACUGAUUUUUUUGUGGGAAAGCGCAGUGGCUCUAGCAUUAAGGACUUGGAGGAGCUCCACCACCUCCGAGAAACACUUCGUAUUUGGAAUCUUCAAAACGUUGUAGAUUCGGCAGACACAUUUGGAUCUCCUUUGAAGAGUAAGAAGGACCUUAAAAGGUUGGAGUUAAGAUGGGAUGGGGACGCUGAUGACUCAUCGCAUGAAGUAAUGCUAAUGGAGAAGUUGCAACCAUAUGUCCAAUUGAGUAGCUUGAAUAUUGAUGGUUAUAGAGGAACAACAUUUCCAGUAUGGGUUGGGGAUUCUGCAUUCACACAUAUAGUCACCAUGGAACUUGCUGGAUGUAAGAACUGUUAUUGCCUACCCUCACUUGGUCAGUUGGUGUCUUUAGAAAAGCUAUCUAUCAAAGCAUUUGACAGCCUCCGAACUAUUGGUGAGGAGCUUUAUGUGAGCACCACAUCUACAGAGAAUCCAUUUAGAUCCCUUAAAACUUUGGAGUUUGAGGACAUGCCGGAAUGGGAAGAAUUGACUCCUUUUGUGGCAGAAAAUGUUGGUGAUACUUUUCCACUCCUAGAACAGCUUUACUUGACUAAUUGCCCAAAACUGAGGCAAACAGUGUCGAGCCAUCUUCCCUCGCUAGAGACACUUAGGAUCAGAGAUUGUCAGCUACUCAGGAUACCUUCACUUCCUAGCAAAUCUGUUGUUUUUAAAAUGGAAUUGAGGGACAUGUCACGUUCGUUGAUGCUAGAGACGUCGACAGAUGGGAUGCAUUCAGUUCGCAUCACUGGGUAUGGCUCCCAGUACGCAGGAAUCAAUGAAAUGGAGCCAAUUAACUGUCUUUCGACUACUUUAGAAGAAAUUGACAUUGAAAAAUGUCCGUCACUUAAAUGCUUCCCGCUAGAGUUGUUCCCAAAAUUGAAAAGUCUUUCUAUAAAGAAUUGUGAAAGUCUAGAAUCCUUAUGUAAUGAGGAGGAAAUUCCCAAGGAUUUGGAUUCUUUGACUUCUGUGAGAAUUUCAGAAUGUCCUAAAUUAGUAUCAUUUCCCAAAGGAGGAUUACCAGCCCGAAAUUUGAAUGAUCUUGCUUUGUUAACUUGCUCAACUCUAACAUGUCUACCAGAUUCUAUGGACUCACACCUUCCUUCCCUUAUGGAGUUAACAGUGGGUCAAUGUCCUGAAAUUGAGUGUUUUCCAGAAGGUGGGUUGCCCUCCAAAUUGCAAAUACUGAAGAUUUGUGCCUGUGAUAAACUCGUAGCUGGGCACAUGCAGUGGAACUUACAGUCACUCCCCUCUCUUUUGUACUUCAGUAUUGAUUCCAACAAAGAACUAGAAUCGUUCCCGGAGGAGACACUGCUCCCUUGCACCCUCACCACUCUUGGGAUUUUGAGCAUCCAAAAUUUAAAAUCUUUGGAUGAACAAGGGAUCCAACAGUUGAGUGCUCUUAAAGAGUUGAAGAUAAGUGCUUGUCCGAAUUUGGAAUCUUUUCCCAUUGGGGAUUUGCUACCCACGUUAGAAUCACUCGAGAUAAUUAGUUGUGACAAACUUGUAUCCGGUCGAUCGCAAUGGAAUUUACAGGCAAUCACAUCUCUAUUGCAGUUGAAGUUUUUUGAAAAUGAUGAAGUGGAAUCACUUACAAGGGAGAUGAUGUUACCAUCCUCACUAGUCUCUCUUGAGAUCCGAGAUCUUUAUAGCUUGAAAUCAUUGGAAGGCCUUCAACAACUUACUUCUCUUAGAGAUUUGAAGAUUUAUCGUUGCCCCGAUCUUAUGGCCAUUCCAGAAGAGGGCCUUCCAUCAUCACUCUCUUCCAUGUCGAUCCUCCGUUGUCCAUUCCUUGAGCAAAGGUGUCAACAGGACAAAGGUGAAGAUUGGAGCAAGAUUUCCCACAUUCCAAACUUAGAAAUUGGUCACUAUAACAUAUAA
Messenger RNA from Linum tenue, 3951 nucleotides. The record is from the annotation of a GenBank genome assembly. Lineage: Eukaryota; Viridiplantae; Streptophyta; Magnoliopsida; Malpighiales; Linaceae.